Molecule: messenger RNA, 2392 nt
Organism: Phanerochaete carnosa HHB-10118-sp
Lineage: Eukaryota; Fungi; Basidiomycota; Agaricomycetes; Polyporales; Phanerochaetaceae
Exons: 4
Coding region: 1-2205 (734 amino acids)
Source: RefSeq, a predicted model, not a curated record
AUGAGGAGUAGUCUGCACCAGCAGUACGAUAAGCAUGGCGUGUCAGGGGAUUUUUCUGGAUACAAGAGCUUGGCUUCAACAGACAAGUUCGUUCGCAAUCACGACGAUGUGAUGAUUAAGGAUUGCGAUGAAGAUCUGAAUGCUUUGCUCAUUCUCGCGGGCCUCUUUGCCACGAUUCUUACGGCAUUCCUCGCCAGUUCAACGGGCUGGCUUCAGCAGGAUUACACCCAGGUUACUGCCGACCUGCUCCUUCACAUAUCCACCCAGCUUGCCGAGGACUCUCCGCAGAAUGCUGCCCAGUUACCCGCAUUCGAAGCUGCCACAAUCGAUAUUGCAAUCAACAUCCUGUGGUUCCUCAGCCUUGUCCUCAGCCUCGCUUCCGCGCUCUUCGGGAUGAUAGUGAAGCGCUGGUUACGCGAAUAUCCGGCGUGGCAGACAGAGUCGCUCCAGGAGGCGAUCUGUCUCCGUCAGAUACGCUACAAAGCCUUCCUUCAAUGGAAGGUUCCUCUCAUUGUUGCCCUGCUCCCCGGACUACUCGAGAUGGCCCUGGUGCUGUUCAUGGUGGGAAUUGUGGCAAUGCUCUGGACGUUGAACUCCCUUCUUGCCGUGAUCAUCUCUAUAUCCUCUGCAGUAUUCCUUAUCAUCGCGUUCUCGGUCGUCCUUAUCCCGGCCCUCUUUCACCGUUGUCCCUAUCGAUCACCGGCGGGCUGGGCAUGUGUCCUUGUGUGGGGAUACGCAUGUCGAUUCUACUACCGGUUGCUGUGGACGGCAGGGCUGGUGUCGGGCGCUUUCCUGCGUAAUCAGCUCUCCCGGCACCGGGUACCGGCUGAUUGGAAGCAGCGCGACCUGCACCUCAACUUUGCUGACGAGUCCGGUCAUAAUUUCGACCGUUGCUUCGACGUGGAGACGACCAAGCUCAUGCAUCUGGUCGAUGCGGUCGUCUGGAUAUACGAGAAACGGCAGGACGAUACUCUACUCGACGGACUGUCCUAUCACAUCGACGUCCCGGAGUUGAGCAACAGCGUGCAGUCGCGCCUUCGAAUUCCAAUUCAUGCAACUUGUCGGAAGUUCAACAUAACAGUGGACAAGCUCUCCGAGUUUCUGCGCAGCCAGUAUACUCAGCACAAUUCUGCUAAAGGGCUCGUGCGGUACACGCUUUGCCUAUGGGAUACAUGGGACGUCCUGCAUCCCUGGAACUCCAUGUCUCUUCAAAUCCUUGGACACUUCCUGCUUUCGGAGCUCAGGAAGGCUGCUGUACUCCUCAAAGCUUCUGAUUCGCCGCAACUCUCGCCGUAUGACAUCACCAUGUUCGUCGAAGCGCUUUGCUUUCUCUACCAUAUCACCAGGACGUCGUCUGCUCAUGUGUUAAAGCAGGCCUACGCGAGCUUCCUUGUCGACCUCUAUCGCGAUUCCACUCGGGAAGAGGAUGUCGAGUCACCUUCACGAAUUCCAAGCUUCAAAACAAUAACCGUUCAGAUCCUCAGGAAGAUGGGAUCUAUUCGUCUUUAUGGUGGAUGUAUAUCUGUUGACCUUAACCGAACUCACAUGCGUUUCAAGGAUUAUGCCAGGCUUGCCGUCCAGGUCUAUCAAGAGAAUCGUGACUACGCAAACGAAGAAAGCUGCCACCUCUUCGUCACCCUCGCCGACAUCGCCGUACAAAAAUGCGAUGCCUGGUACGAAUGCGUCUACUACUACGAUCUCGAAGACCUCCAGUCUCUUCUCCAGUGCGUGGAAGAGGCGGCCCGCACCUCCCUGGAGCGCGGUAUUCCGAACUGCGGGCAUUACGGCGACCUGCCAUGGAUUGCGUCGCUGUCGAAAGCAGCGUCAUCGAACGCUGGGCUCCACACGUGCAUCCCGCUAUCGCUACUGCGGACCCUAGGGUCGGGCAUCGCGCUAGGGCUAUUUACCGGCGAGGGCCUGCAGAGGGAGCUGCGCAGACUUAAGAGGCGGUGUGCAUGCCGGGACACCGUCAGCGUCUCCCCUGAAGCUGUACCCGCGGAGGACCCGUUUGCGACGAGCGUGUCUACGCUGAAGACUCCCGGCUCCACGUCACAGUCUAUCGUUCGAGUCUCAUGCGAUGGUACCUCGCGCACGCCGCUGUUGUCAUCGCCCUCUGUAGAGAGCCUUGCUGGAGUUAUCGUCCAGGAAGGCCCGUUCUCUUCCAGUCCGACAUCUUCGUCGGAUGUUCUUGCCAAGGCCGAGUAAGGAUACGUAGAGUCGGAGAAGUGUGCUUCGUGCGCGAGGAGUACCACAUUGUGCUGAGAAUAUGACCUCUUGUAAACUUGUAUCGCGUAGACCCGGAUUUCAUAUCUCAUCUUGCAGCCAUAGGGGCUCUGCCACAACCAGUACCUCUUCGUAGGGCCUUCCAGUUUAACGAUCUCCAACCAAGCUC